AUGCCUGUGAAACCGCUGACAAUACCGCGCGCAGAGCUACAAGCAGCGUUGUUAGCAGCCAGACUCGCGAAUACUAUAGUUCAAGAACAUAAAUUAAAACCUGUUCGUCAAUUUUUCUGGUGCGAUUCCACUACAGUUUUGCACUGGAUCAGAAAUGAUACUCGCUCGUAUAAAGUCUUCGAGGCAAAUCGUUUAGGGGAAAUUGACGAACUUACAAAACAGGACGAGUGGAGAUACAUCCCGUCGAAUUUAAAUGUAGCAGACUUGGCUACGCGAGAUGAAUUUAACCUGCAUUUGUUUCAGGACGAAUGGUUGAAUGGUCCAGUAUUUUUAAUCAGUGGCAGCGAGUCGUGGCCGAGGGACGUGGUAGGUAAACCCGAUGCGGACGAGGUGAACUCUGCUAUUUGUAUGGCUGUGAGUGUGACUCAAGUCAUCCCACGUAUGGAGUUACCAGUUCCAGAUCCUAAGCGUUUUUCUUCUUGGCUUCGGUUACUGAGAGCCACAGCUACGGUGCUAAAGUUUAUUGAUGCAUGCAAAAGACUUACCAAGGAAAUAGACUGCUGCGCUAUGGACCGGGCGGAACACCUGCUACUGCGCUACGCACAGAAUGAAUCCUUUGGUGCGGAACUUGAUGCAAUAAACGAAGGUAAAAGUAUACCACGGAAUAGUAAAUUACUUACCUUGACUCCAGUGUUGGAUGAAACAGGCCUACUUCGCGUUGGAGGCCGUAUUGAUGCUGCAUUGGAUGUAGCCCUGGAAGCAAAAAAGCCUAUUAUCCUAGACGGGCGUAAUCCAGUUGCUCAGCUCAUCGCUCGACACUACCAUGUCAAGGCCGCACAUGGGAGUCAAGAGACAGUUGUUAACGAACUGAAACAGAGAUACUGGUUGAUACGAUUGAGACCUACUGUAAAAGCGAUCGUGUCUAAAUGUAUGUUUUGUCGCAUAAAGAAAUGUAAGACCCAGAUUCCACGUAUGGGAGAUUUGCCUCAAGCGCGAUUAGCUCAUCACCAACGUCCAUUCUCGCACUGUGGUCUAGAUCUGUUUGGCCCUCUUGAGGUGGCUGUAGGACGACGCAGAGAAAAAAGGUAUUGUGUCUUGUUCACAUGUCUUACAGUACGAGCAGUGCACUUGGAGGUGGUUGCUUCACUAACUGCUGAUUCCCUCAUCAUGGCUCUUCGAAGGAUGGCAGCGCGACGCGGAUGGCCAUGUCAUUUGUACUCUGACAAUGGGACCAACCUGCGGGGUGCUGAAAAAGAGCUACAGCGAUGCAUGAGUGCCCUAGAUGUAGAUGUUCUUCGGCAGGAAGGCGUAAACAACCACAUGAAUUGGCAUUUCAUUCCACCAGCCAGUCCCCAUUGGGGUGGGGCGUGGGAACGAUUAAUUAGGACAGUUAAAACGUCGCUGAAGGUGGUCCUGAAGGAAAGAGCACCCAGAGAGGAGACUUUAAUUACACUUUUAGCUGAAGUUGAAAAUAUGAUUAACAGUCGACCGUUGUCUCAUGUAUCAGUAGAUCCGUCUACAGUCGAAACAUUAACUCCUAAUCAUUUUCUUCUAGGAAACUCCUCCAAUUUACCUACUAUUGGUGAGUUUGAUGACUCAGACUUAUAUCUAAGGAAGCUUUGGCGUAAAGCUCAACGGAUGGCGGACAUGUUUUGGAACAGGUGGGUAAAAGAGGUAUUACCAGACAUGUUGCCGCGCAGAAAAUGGAACGAGGAACGAGCACCGCUGCAAGUUGGCGAUUUGGUGCUUGUGGUUGACCCAAGCUCACCCCGUAACACCUGGCCGAAAGGCAUUAUCCAUCAAAUAUACCCUGGUAAGGACGGGCGCACACGGAUGGUUGAUGUUAAGACCAAAACAGGAAUCUUGCGACGGUCUGCGGCACGCGUCGCACCUAUUUCCGUCGUAAAUUGA
Ostrinia nubilalis (European corn borer) is the source of this 1911-nucleotide messenger RNA. RefSeq lists its product as uncharacterized. Gene Ontology annotation, biological process: DNA integration. The transcript has a single exon. NCBI's taxonomy places the organism in Eukaryota, Metazoa, Arthropoda, Insecta, Lepidoptera, Crambidae. The record is from RefSeq and is a predicted model, not a curated record. Gene Ontology annotation, molecular function: nucleic acid binding. The coding region runs from base 1 to 1911 and encodes 636 amino acids.